Molecule: messenger RNA, 12985 nt
Organism: Spirometra erinaceieuropaei
Lineage: Eukaryota; Metazoa; Platyhelminthes; Cestoda; Diphyllobothriidea; Diphyllobothriidae
Source: the annotation of a GenBank genome assembly
AUGAUGGAGGUGGAGAAGAGGGAUAAGGAGGACCAGCAGGAAGAAGGCCAGAAGUCGCAGGAGGAGAGGGAGAAAAAACAAAGUGGUGAAGAUGAGGAGCAGUUCUGUAAGUUUCAUCAGGCUAACACUGCUCAUCGCUUGCUCUAUGAGUCGCUACAGAAUUUAUCUGCUUUUUCUUUAUUUAGAAAGAUCAGAAAAGAUGAUGUGUAAGUUAGGUAGUUUUGAAUAGUUGCAUAUUCUCUGAGCCAUGUAAAAGGUCUUUGGACAUGCCUACAUGAUUAAGUGAACUGAAGGUAGUGUCGUGAGAUUGCCUAGGAAGCAUAGGAAUGUAGAAUAAUGAAUGAUAGAAGGCGCUGCUCUAGAUUGAUAAAAAAAACUCCCUGAAAAUUAUCUUAAUUGAGUUCGUGAUUUGCUAUAUGGUCUGCCAUGAGUAACAAGCCCACAGGCUGCGUGAUAGAAAGUCCUGCAUUUCGAAUGUAUUUCAGAUGACAUUGUAUUGAGCUGCUCUGAGGAAAAAGUGGAGGAAGUGGAGGAAGGAGCAAUCUUCCCAAUGGGCAUUGCGGACAAUGCCGUCGAAGAGACGUUGAAACCUGUGGUUGUAAAAGGUGCGUACAUUUGCCAGAAUGUUAAACGAUUUAUGCUAUUCAAUCAUGAGCGUCAAGCGUAGUAGACGAUAACAUGCAGCUCUGAAAAAUGAAAUCGCGCAGCGUAAGGUAGGUACUGGAUGAAGUCAAGAUGAAUUACGUGGGUGGUUUCCUAGGUGGCAUAAAUGAGUAAUCAGAACAGAAGCUGGUCUAAGUUGGUGCAGCAUGUUAGGAAUUAGGUCAGUUCACUGUUUAACUUGCCCUUUCGAUGGCAGCUUUGCCGUGUGUUGUUAAGCGAGUUGUUAUGUAGAAAGAAUAAAUAGAAGGUAUGAUGGAAAUCCGUACAUCAGGGGUGUGUUUGAGAUGACAUUAAAUGACCAAGUGCGCAAACAAUGAUGCUGGAAUUCGAGGCAAUGCAUAUUUUAGAUGACGUUUCACUUCAAUGUGCGCGGGUGACUGUAGUGGAGUUCAGGGAGAACGCAGUGCUCCACUUGCCGUAGCUGGUUAACGCCGAUGAACAAAAGGCAGGUCAGAACGCCUUCCAAUCUCUUUCUUAGAUAAAGACAAUUGUAAAGUUUAUGUCCACUGGCGGUUGGUAGUCAAUCGCGACAGAGCAAGACAUCCGUCGUAGGAACCGUCUUAGUCUACGACGGCUUUGAUGGGACGAACCUAAAAUUCGGGAAAGUUACUAUUGAAAUGUUGUUUGCAAAUGGGUUUGAGCACUUGACACGCGUCAAUAUUGGAAGUGCCAGCUCAUGACAUCAGGAAAUGUGAUAAGUCUUAAGGUUGAAUACAGUUAUGUAGCAUAUCUUAUCCCUGACGCACUUUUAAAAAGACCGCUGCAUUGAAUACACGCAUAGGCGGCUAUCUAGGUAGUAACGCGUCUUACAAAUGUAUCUGUUAGAACAAUUAAGGAUGCAAUGCAGUAUCGUUAAUUGCGAUUCUUCAUCUUCACUUAUACAUACACCUGGAACUCGAAAUUUCGCCUUUAUUCAGGAAUGAAAAUGUACAAAAUCAACAGUGUUUAUAGAUGUCUUAAGGGCUAUUUUGUCAUUAACACUCAUCAUCUUCACGCCGCCCGCAUGACAAGGUCGGCGGGUGUUAGUGCUCAGAGAUUGGUGAGGGGGGUAAGAGAGUCUUUGAGUUAUGUUCUUUGAUUGAGUACACAGAGUACCCAUCACCGUGAUUAGGGAUUUGAGGUGGCAUGGCUUCAUCACUUGGGGUUGGCGUUGGCCGCGGAAGAGAAAGCACUUUUGUCAGAGAUUUCUGACGGCAUAACACCGGAUUCGCUAACUGUAUAGCUACUGCCUCGGCCGUUGCUAGUAUCCGUUGGCGUAGACCUUUAGAGAAGCUUGCUGGUGUCUGGUAGACAACCUGAAAUGCUUUCUUGGCAUCGACUCGGUGGUUCGUGUCGAUUAAAUGUGCAAGAAUUCAGACUCAUCGAAAUCACCGGAUGACUUCAUACAACCGCCUAGACUGCAGUUAUUUCCGCUUACUGGCAGCAAUUUUAGAGUACUAACCAGGUUGAUUGAGCAGACAUCGUGUGCAUGACUGUCACCUAGGCAACAAUAAUGUUUCAUUAAGACCUUCCUUUAAUAGGAUGCCCUGAUGAUGUGUUGAAGACAAAGUUAGCAUUUUAGGUGUAGUUUCCCCCUUAAGUUGUUUUAUUAUGCUAAGUAUUCGUUGCCCAAAAUUCGAACGACAAAAUGUGCACUUCCGAGAGCAACAUCAGUUGUAGGGUCGAUGAACUCGUGGCAAAACUGUCUUAUCUCUUUGAUGUCCGUAUGGCGGAGGGUAAAACGGAUCUUGCCCUUUGGCUACCAUUUUCCGAGCGUGACGAACACUCAUAAUUGGGUACGACAGAUACGAUGGCAGAUGUGAUCAGUGGUAGGCUAAAUCCCAGCAGGAAACACUAAAUUAUCUUGAGCAAAAUCAUUUUAUCUGCCGGUAACAUCACUAAAUAUGACUUCCGUUCCAUCUGAGGAAAAGUACUCCCUACACAUGCUAAAAUGGCAUCGUUUGGCGGUGAUUGUAUGGAAGCAAAUAAAAGUGAGACAAAGACGUGCUGUAAAUGAUGCAACACAGAAAAUGAACUAAAUCUUCUAUAAACUUGAAAUGUAACAGUUUCAGCAAAUAUGUGCACUGCAUAAAACAAGAUUCAUCUACCUCUAGGACGAAAUUUUUUAAAAACUAAUUGCGAGACAGACACUAGUUAUGAGCGCAAAUCCGAUGCAGAUAAUGAAAUGAUCGUACCCUCAGUAGUCUGAGAGUUUUCACUGUAAUAGUAGUUAAAAUCCGAUUCCCAGGUGGAAUAUCAAAAGAAGAGUGGGCGUUCACCGGGAGGGGUUUAUUUGAGAUCCGACGUUUCGGGUAGUUUACUCGUCUACCCAUCUUCAGGGACUGAGAGGUCCUGUGCACAGCACUCCUUAUUAUGGCGCCCUUUUUCCAAUGCGUGAUCCGCCAAUGCCGCCUGUGUGGCUGCAUCCAACCCGCAUGUCACCGUGGCCUGAAUCGCCCCCGGCUGCCGCGGUGAUGACUGACGGCCCCGAUUGUCCCGCGCCGUGACUGUCCCCCGCUAAGAAGGUUCGUAAAGCUAGAUAUGGGGGAGGCAAAUUGAUGUGGCGGUUGACAGAGCGGUCGGUGGACAUCCAGGCUUCUUGCACUUGCCUUGCUGUGUGAUCGCCGCCCCGGCCCACAAUCUCAACGGCGUCAAAGUUGAAGAUGUGUCCCAUUUGCGCGGCAUGGGUUGCUACCUCCGACUUUGGGUCCAACCUUCGCACGGCCAACUUAUGUUCGUGCAUUCGCGUUUGCAGCCGUCGGCCGGUUUCCCCAACGUAGUCGCAACUUCCGCAGCUGCAUUGGAGUCGGUAGACAACGGCCGACAUCUCCUGCUUAGGGAUCGGAUCUUUCGGCCGCAUCACUUGCCGGCGGAUUGUUGAGUCAGGCCUGUGGGCAACACCUAUUCCGAGUGGCGCGAGUGAUCGAGCCACGACUUCGGAGACCCCUUUAAUGUACGGAAUGCUCCGCCACGAGUUUGGCUGACUGUGCUCCUCGUUCCGUUUCUUUGGCUGCCUCCGGCUUCGUUCAAUCAAUGCCCGUGGAUAGCCAUUGGCUCUGAAAAGUCCUCGGAGGAGCUUUAUCUCAUUCAGUUUGGCGGCUGGCGUGCUGCAAUGAGUUUCUACCCGUCGGUACAGCGUGCGGACACAGCUUCGUCUGUGUUGUGGCGGGUGGUUGCGGCCGCCGGGGGCGAUUCAGGCCACGGUGACAUGCGGGUUGGAUGCAGCCACACAGGCGGCAUUGGCGGAUCACGCAUUGGACAAAGGGCGCCAUAAUAAGGAGUGCUGUGCACAGGACCUCUCAGUCCCUGAAGAUGGGUAGACGAGUAAACUACCCGAAACGUCGGAUCUCAAAUAAACCCCUCCCGGUGAACGCCCACUCUUCUUUUGAGUUUUCACUGUCUUGUUCUAUAUUUCUGUUGCACAGAUAGCACGAGAAUAUCCUACAUGAAGCGGUCUGUUGGAUUGGCUUAAUUUUGUCAUUAAUAAUAGAGUCUUCAAAUGAAUUACCGAUUACCCCUAAAUAUUGUGAUCUAACUUGUGUUGUAUUCGGUUAGGAAACAUGGAAUGCAAAACAUACUUGUAGGAUAAGAAGCUUAAGCUGAAAAGACACAGUCAGCCUCAUGAUGCAUAGUUUUACGUACCCUCGACCAUCUUCUCUGUCAUAUGGCUCACAGCGCGGACGAAGCAGUCAUCCCGCCUUGACAUUACCUCAGCCUCUUUCAAUAUGUUAUAUAUCUUCUCAAGGCCAUUAGCCUGGACUUCAGCUAAUAGAAACGUUGUCAAUUAGGACCUCUGUAUUGCUUGGGUGGAAUGUAGCAUCAAGCAAACUUGACGGUCAUAGCAAAUUGACGAGUGUGCGUACCUGGUACAAGCGAGGCUUUUGCCUUUUGUUCAGCGACGUUGUCCAACUCCGGCAAAUGGGGCCAUGGGUUGUCCCUGAAAUCCAAUACGGUCACCCGCGCGCAUUGCAGAGCAACAUCAUCUAAAAUAUACAUGGCCAUUAUAUCUUCCCUGUGUUUGUUCCUCAUAGCUACUGACUGACGACGAACUCGCCCUCGAAUGUAGGCCAAACAGUUAACUGACGUAGGUCUAUGCAUCUUGUAUCAACUUAGAUCCAACCAUCAGGCACUUCUAUGAUACCUAGGCAAUCGCCUUCUUGACAUUCCUCUGGUAUCUAUAUGAACAUUACCUUCUGCCUUCGGUCUUCGCGUAAUUCGUCAUCUUUGUUAAAAUAAUUAUAUUUCAUGUUGAAAUUUGCUAAAUGCAAGCACCUGUAACAGCUGAAGCGUUCGCUAUUUCUUCGAUGGAAUCGUCCAUCUCUGGAUCGGGGAGAAGCGUGUUCUCGUCGAAUUCCAGUAUCAUCGUUUGCGCACUUUGCCAUUUAAUGUCAUCUCAAAUACAUCCCUGAUGUAUGGAUAUCCAUCAUACCUUCUCUUUAUUUGUCCUUCAUAACAAAUCGCUUAACAACACACGGCAAAGCUGCCAUCGAAUGGGCAAAUUACACAGUGAACUGACCUACUUCUUAACAUGCUGCACCAACUAAGACGGGUUUCGGCUGUGAUUACUCAUAAGGUAAAUUUAUGCCACCUAGGAAACCACCCACGUAGUUCAUUUUGACUUCAUCCAGGAAUUACCUUAAGCUAAGAGAUUUCAUUCUUGAGAUUUGGAUGUUAUCGCUCUUUACGCUUGACGUCAUUGACUGAACACUCUUUAUCCUUUACUUUGGUGACAGCUUUCGGUUUCUCGACUGCAAUAAAAUUAUUUUUGUCGAUGAUGGUAAGUUCUCGCAAGUCAUUAAGGAUCAUUGCUUCCUGAGAACCUUUCAAAUCAACCUACACCGAUCGCGUGCGUGCUCGCAGAAUUGGCUUCGAAAUUUCAAUGUGCAGAAUUGUGCCGUUCUUCAUCUGCGUCCAACCCACUAUCAUUCGAAUGCCAGCCUGAGACAUAUCAUGUAAAUUUUAUAGGACCUCCGGCAGAAUCUUCACAGAAUGAUCUCAGUGUUUGUGUUUAAUUCAACACUGCAGUGCCAGAAACCUGCAAAAAACGCCAUUUGAGUGCUCUAUAAAAUCAAAAAAGCAUUGGUACUCUUCGACCACGACCGUUUUAAAAGAGUUUACCGCACCUUUGUUCGGUACCAUUUGGAAUACGGCCAACAGGCGUGGCAGCCAUGCAACAAAUCUCGUAAACGGUCUAAAAAGCCAAUCCUACACAAACAGAGUGAAUUGCUUUAAUUUAUUUCCUCUAUUUUACAGGCAGCAAAGAGGUAAGCUUAUCCUUGUCUACAAGUUAAUACAGGGCCUUUAGCAUAGACAGAAAUUUGGGGAGAUGUUUCAGUGGCACCUUUCACCCUGUUUCGGUGUUUACUCGAUGAUUCGACGGACAACAUGUUCAGGCUGAAUCGUCAUUCUGAAUUUGUCACGUAAAGAGUAGUGGAGAAACGAAACGGUCUCCGUAAGUCAGUCGUGGAGGUGACGCACUGCAACUCUUCAAGAAAUAGAUUCUGCCUACCGCGUCUAAACUUCUAAAAUUUACUUUUACUUUCUUUGAUGGGACCCCAACGGGUUCUUUAUGAAAAAUUAUUUAUUUGUUUCAACGCUUGGAUUAUUAUUUAUGUCCCCUUUAUACCCUGGACACACUGAACCGGACCUAAACACCCCGAGACCCCGAAAAUAUUUUCUCUGGAACAAUGCUACUCAAAUGAUUAAUGUACAGUUUUAAUAGCAAAUAUUUUCAUAGUUAAUGCACAGUGGUUCCUAACGAGCUGGAAUUUAAUCAGUAGGGCUUUAAGGGGCCGUGUUUAUUAUCUAUAACAAAUGAACAAAAAAUAUAUUCGUUGAACAUACUGUCAAAUAUACGCACCUUUUACAGUCACAGAUUUCAAGGUUUCUUUGACGCCAUUGUCGACAUUGCACAUCGGGAAGACUGUUCCUUCCUCCAAUUCCCCCAUCAUUUCCUCUGAGCAGUUCAACUCAAAGUCAUCUGAAAUACAUUUGAAAUGUAAGAACUUCUAUCACAUAUUCUGUGUGCUUCUUAUUCAUGACAGACCAUAUAGCAAAUCACGAACUCAGUUGACAUAAUUAUUAGGGUUUUUUUUUAUCAAUCUAGAGCAGCGCCUGCUAUCAUUCGUUAUUUUACACUCCUAUGCUUCUUAGGCAAUCGCACGACACGACUUUCAGUGCCGAGAAUCAUGCCUAUUAUGCCCAAAAGCCUUUUACCUGGCUCAGAAAAUAUGCAACUAUGAAAAACUACCUAACUUUGACAUCAUCUUUCCGGAUCCUUCUUAAUCUAGAAAAAAAGGUCAAAUAAUGUAGCGACUCAUAGAGCAAGCGAUGAACAGUGUUUAUCAGAUGAGACUUACAGAACUGCUCCUGAUGUCCCUUGCUUUGUUCCUUCCCCUGCUCCUCCGUCUUCUGCUCUUAUUGCUUCUGGUCCUCCUACCCCCCCGUCUCCGCCUCCACCAUAAUUCAACGCAAUUUGCUUCGUGAGAUAAAUCGCAUGUAAUCUGCUGCCGAUCUGACAUACAUUGCACCAGGAUGUCUGAUGCUAGCUAGCAUUGUGGUCCUAUUGCUGAAGGCUACCAUUCAAACUCGGAGUAAAUCGAUAAGGAUGGGUGCCGCGCGUGAUAGGCUGGGAUGGAUCUUGCGACAUCGCAUGCCCGUAGAUUUGCUUAUCCCUGUCUCUUGAACCCGGCAGCAUAUACUUUCUGCAGAAAUCGUUUGAGGACGCAUCAGGCGUACAGCAAAUGAUACAGUUACUGAUCGUGCUGACAUUUAGACUACCAUGCAACAUAAUUACCCAACUUUUUCAUACACUAAAUGAAGCUGGUCUUUGACUGCAGUUUUCGUGCUCGAACGCCUAAGUCACAGGAACUGAUGUGAAAAUGCAACUUAGAUAUUUGAUACCUGCUUAGAUCCUAUGGCCAUCUCAACAUAGUAUGCUGAAAAGCACCUUCUCACCCAACCACUUCUAAGCAAUUACGCCUACCUACUAUUUGUUCUUAAGCAAGCAAAUAAUUUAAUUGUUUUAUUGGGUAUUCUUGGAGGUGCAUUCAUAGCAAACAAAUACAUAUUUUCAAUUGGAUUUUAGAACAGGUAUACAGACUGCGUGCAGUAUCCAGUUUAUUUAUAUGCAAUUAACAGUCUGAUAUUAAAAAAACGGUGAGUGCGCAGUGAAAAUUACCCCUUCUAAUGAAAACGGACAAAAAGAGUGUGAUUUGACUAACUGUUAAGGUGAUUAAAGUUCUCGCUUAUGAAAGGGCACAUGUGCGGGUCAGACAGCACUGGUAAUUCACGAGGGAUUCGAAACAGACAUCGUCAAGACAGAAUUCUUGAGCCGGAUGAUGCUGUUCGCGUCGAAGUGACGAGACGAGUGAAGGCCAGACGCGAUCGAUCACAGUCCGUUUCGAGCUCCAGCCGAGGAUGGGACACUAAAGGUUGAGGCAGUCAGCAAAUUGUACGAGGAGACACAACCAUGACACUUUCUUGCUGACCGACCAAACUACUGGCAGAUGGCGAAAACAAAGGAUUCUGUCGUACUCAACAACAGAGCGUUUGGGGUCGGAAUGAGAUGACAUCUAAGAACCGCGAAAAUCAUGGCUCCAGGGGGUGAGGAGUAAUAACAGAGGAUUUAGUGGCCAAGUAAAGACAGGGGGUUGUAAAUAUAUAAGUGAAAGUCUUCAUCUGAAGAAGCGAAACCUUAUUUAUCUAUCAGUAAAUCCCAAGUGGACCCUUCUCAAAUUUAAAAAGCUAAGUGCUCGGGACCGAAACGGUCAAAAACGCCUUUAUACUUUACGGUGUAAUGUGCCUGCGUAACCUCUGUUUAAAUGCCGACAAGUUAGGUGAUGGCCUAUGUUCCGGUGGAAUACUAUUCCAAAGAAAGGCAUAUUUGCAUGCAAAACAGAGGGAAGGUUUAUAUGUAGGGCAAAGAGGCGACGGAAUUACCAUGAAGGAGCUGCCUGUGACAUAAGGCCGAUCUCUCCAAUCGAGAUUUUUAAUAUGCGAAAGAUUGGAGCUAGAACUGAGGUAAAGCAUGAAGAGUUUUCUAAUCCACAAAAACUUAAUAUGCGUCAAUUGAUAUCUCUCAGUGUAAGAAAUACUGCAUGAAGCUUAAGAGAAGAGAUUUCGAGUAGAAUCUCUCUAAACAUGUUCCAUUUUAUUACGAUCACAUGCGUUCAUUUAACCAAAGAAAUGGCAGCAGUACUUGAGGACUGUGAUGAACAAAUAUUUUAUGAAGUCUAAGCUUUAUUUCCGAAAGGAAAACGUAUAUCAUAUGAACCCACAUAUUUGCGUAGCUUUGGCAGAGAUACCAUCUACAAGAGGUGAUUAGGUAAGCUUAUUUGUACCAAUUAAACCGUGGUCGUUUAUGGUAAAGCAUUCAGAGAGUAGGUAUGUAUAAAAUAAUUAAUUGGUCCUGGAAGCCUGGCAGGACCAAAAAUACGAAUUUGCACUUGGAUGAUGAAAACUCCAUUUGCUAUGUUGAAAAUUUGAGUUGUCCUUAGAAUAUGAGUAAAACACUUGAGGUCUUUCAUGAAAAUAUACCUUUGUAAAAUUCUGAUUUAAGUCGAAAUGUCAUUGAUUUAUAGAAGGAAGGAUAGCGGAACCGAGACCGUGCUUUGAAGUACGCAACUCAUUAUCGACUGAGGUGUCGAGUAGCUAUUACCAAUCAUGACGUUAUAGCAGCGGUUGGAUAGGUAGGACCCGAUGAAGUUCAGUAAUGGAGGCCGGAAGCCGAUGGCCUCCGAUUUCCCCAAAAGACGUCUAUGUGGCAACUUGUCGAAGGCUCUGUUCUGAUCAAUGUGGGUAAAUACCACCGACUGCUGCUCAUUAUGAAGUGAAGCAAUUAGAUUAAGAAGGGCUAAGUGACAGACUUCGAGAGAUCUUUUACGAAAAUAUAUGCUGCCUUGAUCUCAAAAAAUUAUACGUUAGACAGAAAUGAUGAAUCCAUUGAAAUUUUUAGAGGUUUGGGCAGAUUUUGAAAAAUUCAUAUUGACCCAUUUGUGAAAUCUCGGCGCCUCGGUGGGAUUCGAACCCACGCAGUAAGGGGAAGGCUUCAGUUUAGCCAACGAUCUAAUCACUUGAGCUACGAGGCCUCGUCGGACGACGUGAUUUAAAGCCUGGUAGUCAUCUGGUGGAUUCCAAAUGAAUUACUUACGGAAUCCUGCCUGAGCAGCCAACUUACUGCAUCAGAUUUCGUGGAUUCCAGACGCGGCAGUAGGUUGGGCGGGUAACUUGGCCCAAAUGUGAUUAAACUCGGGAUUUCAUACACCGAGAGAUGUCAACUGACAAAUAUUAAAUCUUCAUGGAAGAGGAAGUCUCGAAGCUGGCCUUUACUUCCUGUUUCGCAUUUACUCUAGAUCCAAUCUUGCGCCCAUUGACAUUCUCACUCCGAGAGAUCGGUCUUAUGCCACGCGCAGUUCCGCCAUGGUGAAUCCGCCGGCACUUCCUUUGCAUGUGAAUGUUCCCUCUUUCAUCUUAAUAUGCCUUCCUUUUUAAAUAAUAUUUUACGAAGACUUAGGCCCUCCUUCAUAUAUCGGUAUUCAAAUCAAAAUUAUUCAAGCACCUAACCUCGGAAAGCAUAAAGUCGCUAUUGCCCGUUUCAUUCACAAUUACUCAGUUUCUUGACUUUAUGAAGACUCCUCCUGAGACUUAAUCGUACGUAAUACAUGUUUUUUUGUUCGAGUGUAAAUUGUUACUCAGGUUUUUACAACUCCCAGCUUUUAAUUGUCUGCUAAAUCCAGUGUUACUUAUCCUCUCCUACAGCGAUGAUUUGAGAGGUUCGUUGAUUUCAUCUCUUCAUUUCGACCCCAAGCGAACUGUUGACGGUCACGGCGUACGCCUAGUUUUCGCCAUCUGCCAGUAGUUGGGCUGGUCAGCAAAGGGGUGUCAUUGUCCACGCCUAACUCUGACGCAAUGCGUUCUGUAGCUUCGGAGACACAUCCUUUAGGUACGUUAGGGAGUGCCAAAUUGUUGGUUUCUCUCUUCCGUUUGUCGCUCGUGGGUGCUGAUAAAACUAUUUGGGAUGCCGUGCUUUGCUGCUUGGUCCCUGAGAUGCCGUAGUUGUUGCAUUUUUCCUUCCUGGUUGAAAUGCGCCCACACAGCCCCGUUUGUGCACCAAUGGGUGGUUGCUAUGAUAGUUGAGGACCUGAAGUGUAUUGGUCGCUUUUCUGUAGUGCUGCGUUUGAUUGAGUUUUGAAAAAGUUUUCUAAUUGCCGAAUAAUUUGGAGCCUGAUCAUUCGUUGCAUUAGCGCUUAGUGAGUUAGGUCUACAAGGUGCAUGCGUUCCGCGUAAAGAAAAUCACAUAUUUUGUAUGCCAUUAACGAGAUAUCAUACAGAGUCCGUAAAAUUUUGCAAUAUAUGCGGACCAUGUUGUACUUUUCAUGAGAAGUUGUGGUAAACAGCCAGGUACGAUGCUAUGUGAAUGGACAGUUCGCGAUCUUAAAAAGCCUCAUAAUAAGAAACUUUUUUAAAACCUAAUUAAAUUCCUUCCUUAAGUAUAAAUUAUAAAGAAAACGUAGUUCCCCAUUAAUUGACUAAAAGAAAACAUAUUUUCGUUCAUUGUUUCUGUAUAAUAUAUUUGAAUUUACAAGACCAUCGAAAAUCAAUGGAAAAAAUGCAUGCUACUUAAGUAUUCAUUUUUUACCGAGUACGCUUUCUGCAGGAUAUUGAAAAGAAGUGCAUAUAAAAGCCGACAUCCUGAUGAGACGAAAUUUUAUAAGAUUAUGCCACAAGAUAAUCAGUAUUACAACCGCGACCAAAUAAUCCUUCCUAAUCGAAAACGCAUUUCAGAAUUUCAGCCAACAUUUCAUAAGAUCGGUCAAUCACUGUAUUCUGGAGCGGCCGCUCGUAGGCCGACUUAUCCUUUGUCAUCCGGAGCGAAAUCAUCCGGCGCUUGCCCUGUUUGCCGCAGGGCAUCAACAAUCGUCUGAUAAGCCACUGCCUGCGAAUGCGCCCGCGCGAUGACCAGUCCUGACGCGGCAAAGAACAAAUUAAACGAGGACCUGAAUGCUUUUCUGGCGUCUGUGCGGAAGGUGGAUAAGUUGAUUUUCCUUGGUGACUUCAACACCCGCGUCGGCUCAAAUCUUGCAGCCAGAUCGUGUCCCCAUGGCCUCGGCGGCUUCAAUGACAAUGGCCUGAUCCUCCUACGAACCUGAGCAGAGCAUCACCUCAUUCUGAUCAACAGCUUCUGACUCCUGACGCAGAAAAAGGUGGCCUGAAUGCACCCUCGGUCGCGAAACUGGCAUCUGCUGGACUAUGUCCUCGUUUAGGAACGAAAUCAGCCGGACGUGCAGAUGAAAAGGGCGUACACGGUUGUCGGCGGGUGGGCCGACCGUUAACUCGUCAUCUCGAAGACAAGGAUCCGCCAACAACCUCGCAGCAGACCUCAAGGUAUGCGAGAAACAGGUGAGAUAAAUACCGUUUUGUUGAAUGUGCCUAUUCACCAUCUCCAUUUCGACAAUGAACUAGCUCAGCGGCUAGCCAACUUUUCAGUCGCCGCCGCUGAAGAGGACGCCUCCGUGGAGAACUGCUGAUAUAGUCUGGGGGACAAAAUCCAGUCAACCGCGCACGCCGCCUGCAUUAGGACAGUUUUGAAGACAACGACAUCGUCAUCAGCAACCUACUCGCGGAGGAUAACCGCCUACACAAGGCCUACGUCAACUGCCCUACUGACAAAAACAAAGAAGCCUUCUACCGAUGUCGUCGCCUUGUACAAAAGCGGCUGCAGGAGAUGUAAGGCGCCCAUACGGAUUGUAAGGUCGAGAAGAUCCAAGGGCACGCGGACCGCAACGAAUGGAAGAACGUUUUGGCUGCGCUCCUAGAAAUGACGAAAACUCUGAAGAAAUGGGUCGAGCACUACAGAGGCGUCCUCCACUGUCCUUCCAUCAUCUCCGACGUCGCCAUCGACCGAUUGUCUCAAGUGGAGACCAACACGGACCUCAACCUCUCUCUCGCUCUCCAUGAAACCAUCAGGACGGUGAAGCAAAUCGCGAGCAGGAAGGCGCCCGGGUCAGACGCUAUCUCCGAUGAGAUUUACGAGCACGGUGCCCCAAAAAUCAUAAAUCGUCCGACAGUGGCUUUCAAGGAGAUACGGUGUCAAGCAGCAGUCACUCAAGACUUCAAGAGCGCUACAAUAGUUCAUCUCUACAAGCGCAAAGGGAACCGCCAAAUGGGCGACAACUACAGAAGCAUCGCCCUGCUCAACAUCGCCGGAAAAACCCUCGCCAUCCUUCUCAUCAGUAAUCUCAGUAGUCAUCUGGAAAAGGGACUCCUACCGGAAAGCCUGCGUGGCUUUCGCCAUAAUUGCAGCACCACCGACACUAUUUCCGUUGCACGCCAGUUUCGCUAG